This is a messenger RNA of Stereum hirsutum FP-91666 SS1, 1896 nucleotides long. RefSeq lists its product as uncharacterized. The record is from RefSeq and is a predicted model, not a curated record. Gene Ontology annotation, molecular function: nucleobase transmembrane transporter activity. The transcript is spliced from 14 exons. Gene Ontology annotation, biological process: nucleobase transport; transmembrane transport. Lineage: Eukaryota; Fungi; Basidiomycota; Agaricomycetes; Russulales; Stereaceae. The coding region runs from base 1 to 1896 and encodes 631 amino acids. Gene Ontology annotation, cellular component: plasma membrane.
AUGCCUCAAAAGUCCUACAUGAGUCCCGGGCCUUCUCGGGCGCAAUCUCAGGAGUUAGGAGGAUCUUCGAGACCCUACCGGUUCAGAAGAUCUCGUAGUUCCUCGACUGGUAUCUUCUCUCCUCUCGGAUUGAUCUUCACCACCAGCAUGGAGGUCGAAAAGUCGACAUCUACUCCUCAAGGAAUCAAGAGCGUCUUCGCGGCUGGAUUUCACCAGCUUUUGCAUGUUGACCAGUCUCAUAACGAAGAAGCUGUUCGACAUCAUGUAUGGAGUAAUGACGACCUUGAUCCUACACCUCCUAGUAGACGAACUUGGACAGCGUGGAACUUCUUCGGCUUCUGGAUGGCUGAAAGCUGGAAUACGUCUGUGUGGAGUGUGGGAAGCUCAAUGGUUGCUUCAGGUCUCUUGUGGUGGCAUGCGUUCGUAGCUGUCCUCUUUGCGCAUCUCAUAGCUAGCGCUGUGACCAUUAUUCAUGGGCGAGCGGGCUCCAUGUAUCACAUCGGUUAUCCUGUCCAGGUUCGGGCUACUUUUGGGAUGUGGGGUUCAUAUUGGCCCGUUUUUUCGCGCUCUAUUCUUGCGGUAAUCUGGUUCAGCGUCCAGUCGUACUUUCUGGGACAGUUCAUCGACGUCUGCUUCCGUUGCGUCUUCGGCAGCGGAUGGACUAACCUCCACAACGGUCUAUCGGCAUCAGCGGGCAUCACCACAAGGGAGUUUGUGGCCUACUUUCUGGGCUGGUUGAUGCAGCUUCCCUUGUGCUUCAUCCGACCUCAUAACAUCAGAUGGCUGUUCAGUGUCAAGGCCGUCGUGAUGCCCUUUGCUUGCUUUGGACUCUUUAUUUUCACUGUCGUGCGAGCGAAGGGCCCGGGAGACUUCCAGCUUACCGCAUCAACGGGGGACUCCACCGCGCUGGCUUUCGCCAUUCUUAACGGCAUGAACUCUGCUAUCAAUGGCGAUUUUGGACCUCUUAUUACCUCGGAGCCGGAUAUUAGUCGAUAUGCCAGACGACCCCGUGAUCAAAUCUUGGGUCAAGCUUUGAGUGCCCCCUGGGCCAACACUGUCGUUGCGCUUCUGGGGAUCAUUGCUGCUUCAGCCAGCGCCAAGAUCUACGGUACACCCUAUUGGAAUCCGUACCUGCUUCUCGGCGCAAUACUCGACGAAAAUCCAGUACCCAAGACCAAAGCUGCCGUAUUCUUCUGCUCGUUUUCCUUUGCUUUCGGCCAGCUCGGGACCAACGUUUCCGCUAACCUCAUCCCGUUCGGUGCUGAUGGUUCGGCGCUCUUCCCACGAUACAUCAAUAUCGUUCGAGGACAAUUCAUCUGUGCAGCCGUGGGCUUCGCCAUAGUUCCGUGGCUCAUUCUCACUUCAGGAGCUACGUUCUUGCAGUUCAUCACGGGGUAUGGUAUUUUCGUUGCAAAUAUUGUCGCCAUUAUGAUUGCAGAUUACUACUUUAUCUCCCGUGGCAACAUUGUCAUCAGCGAUCUAUACACGAGCGAUCCGGCUGGACGAUACUGGUACACUGGUGGUUGGAACUGGAGAGCUUACGCCUCCUAUUGCGUCGGUCUCGCACUCGCUUUUCCGGGACUAGUCGGGAGUCUAGGUGUAGAACGUCUUGCCGUGGUCACAAGCCCUGCCUACAAGAUGUUUUCCUUCGGGUGGAUCCUUUCCUUCGUGUCAGCAGGAGUUGUGUAUACCACCAUCAGCAAGAUAUUUCCUCCACAGGCAGCUAUGGAGUUCAAGACGCUCGGUUUCGAAGAACUUUCUCCAGAGAAGGGACAUGGUGGUCAGAGCGGGAUCACGGAUAUGGUUGAUGCAGAGUCUACCUCCGACAUCGGGGUAGACGCGAAGGGCCGGGGGAAAGCGGGUGACUUUGAAACUACCGUCCACGCCGUACAGUAG